CUUCACACUAAAAUCUUCUUUGCUUAGCGUAUAGCACUACUCUCAGAACACACAAAAAGAGAGAAGACAAAAAGAAAAAUCGUAAAUCAUCGAGUGGGAGUGGGAAUGGCGAAGAGGAAGCAAGGGUUGGGUUGGAUCGAAUGGUUGAGAGGAUGGAUGUACGUGAUCUACGAGAUGCUUUUCCAGAGAAUAACGGCGAGUCACCUGCACAACCCAUUAGAGUUGCCGCCCUUGAGCGACCUCACCUGCAUCGUAACUGGCUCCACAAGCGGCAUCGGGAGGGAAAUUGCUAGGCAAUUGGCUGAAGCUGGGGCACAUGUUGUAAUGGCUGUCAGGAAUCCUAAGGCAGCUCAUGAGUUGAUUAAUCAAUGGUCUGCCUCUUGGCAUGGGCUCCCAUUGAACAUUGAGGUCAUGCAACUUGAUCUUCUAUCCUUGGAUUCUGUAGUCACUUUUGCUAAUGCCUGGAAUGCUCGUCUCGCACCAUUGCAUGUUCUUAUUAAUAAUGCCGGAAUUUUUUCAAUCGGAGAACCCCAGAAGUUUUCAAAGGAUGGCUUUGAGGAACAUAUGCAAGUCAAUCAUCUGGCUCCUGCACUGCUCUCAAUAUUGCUUUUGCCAUCCCUUAUUAGAGGAUCUCCAAGUCGAAUCAUUAAUGUCAAUUCUGUUAUGCAUUAUGUUGGCUUCGUUGAUACAGAAGACAUGAAUGCUGUUACUGGGAAAAGAAAAUACUCAAGCCUGUUGGGAUAUACUAGCAGCAAGCUAGCACAGGUCAUGUUUAGCAGUGUCCUCCACAAACGGCUACCUGUUGAAGCUGGUGUUAACGUUUUGUGUGUAUCACCUGGAAUUGUGCACACAAAUGUUGCUCGGGAUCUUCCCAGAAUUGUUCAAGCUGCAUAUCAUUUAAUACCCUAUUUUAUCUUCAGUGCUCAAGAGGGUUCUAGGAGUGCCCUUUUCUCGGCUACAGAUCCCCAGGUUCCAGAGUACUGUGAGUUGCUGAAAGCCGAUGAGUGGCCCGUUUGUGCAUUCAUUUCCCAAGACUGUCGUCCGACAAAUCCUUCUGAAGAAGCACACAGUGUCGAGACUUCAUUCGAAGUGUGGGAGAAGACAUUGGAGAUGAUUGGCCUUCCUUCAGAUGCUGUGGAGAGACUCAUUGAAGGUAAGGAAGUCAAAUGUCGAUACGGAACUCAAAAUGACUAGUUUCCACAGAAGAAAAAGUAGGUUUGCUACAGAUCUUGGACGUUCAUUUUUCUAUAUGAAGCCAUUCUAUUGGUGGCGAAAGGUUAGAGCUUACAUCAUAUCAUUUGGUUCCAUUUUCGGGUACUAUUAUUGUUGUUAUCAUUAUCAGGCUUGUCCUCAUGAGGGUAUGCUCCCCUAAAGUAUUCGAUACACAGUGGACUGUUUGAGAAUUAUAUGGGAUUCAGUUGAAUCUUGGAUGUAACAUUUUACACCAAGUUGUAUUCUCCUAAUAGACUAAUUUAUAAAUGUAGACAAGAUAUCUGCAGCUGUUUCUGAA
Messenger RNA from Gossypium raimondii (Peruvian cotton), 1510 nucleotides. RefSeq names its product dehydrogenase/reductase SDR family member FEY. Bases 106 to 1194 code for a protein of 362 amino acids. The transcript is spliced from 6 exons. Lineage: Eukaryota; Viridiplantae; Streptophyta; Magnoliopsida; Malvales; Malvaceae. The record is from RefSeq and is a predicted model, not a curated record.